AUGAGCGGGCGAAGCACCUCUCCCCGGCGCGAGAGUCUUUCCGAGUCCGAAAUGAGUAUCGGCCCCGGCAGCGCCGACAGUGUCAGUACUCUGGGACGGAGGAGCAAGCCGCGCCACGUCAUCUACGAAGGCAGCGAGAUCGACGACACCGACACCCACAGUGAGCUUGAUGUUAGUCUCUACGAUACGGACGAGGUCGUGGACAUGGAGCGCCCCAGCUACCGCAUCUCGCUAGGCAGCGAUGGCUUCGAGUCCAUCCUGUCAGAUCCGGACGCCGUACACGAAGAAGUUGACGAGGAGAUCGCAUUCCCGUCGUAUCGCAACCGUGCCGCCUUCAACAGCUUUGUGAGCGUCGACACGACGUCUUCAGAGUACGAGCCGCCACAACCGCAGCGUGGUCCGCCAAUCCACUUGCAGCAGCUUCAUCAACAGAACCAACGACUUCAAACGCUUCAGCGACAGCAAGAAGAGCAGAUCCAGGAUCAACAGCAACGAUUUCCUGGUGCCUUCGAGGCCAGCAUCUCGUCGACCUCAUUCUACCAAUAUCUUCGUGCCAGCCUCGCUCUUGGCGGUGCGGCUGCAGGGAACGCUGGCUACCCGUCCUACGUUGGCCCAUCAAGGGCUCCGAUGAACCCCGAGUUAAACGUCCGCACAAACUUCACGAGUGCAACAUCCCGGGACGCCCCGAUCGGGACCCCCGCCGAUGCGUACGAUGUCCUGGGCACGCCACCGGGAGAUCCUCCGGCUUCUCGACCCUCUCAGCCCCCAUCGGAGCAAAAUAGGGAGUCCACACCCUUCGAUGAAAUCCACUCUCAAGCGCUACAGCACCUACCUCGAUCCAUGAACUCGUUUCUGCUUAUUCUGCUCAUGGCUAUAGGCUUUAGUAUCGGCUUCGCGAUUCUCUCUGCUGACCCACCCGGUGCCUACGGGUAUUGGCUUAAUGAGGUGGGCAUACUCUACAUCCGCAUCGUUAACUGCACCGCCGUGCCUAUGGGGAUCUGUCAGGUGAUCUUCUCCGUAUCCAUGCUGACUGCACGAGGAGCUUUAGGACGGCUCUGGCUCAAGACGUUCGGCUUCUAUCUCAUUAUUUGCAUAUUCUCGGUGGCGAUGGCCAUCGUUGUGGCUGGCGCGCUUCGCUCUUCGCUAAAGCAAACCGACAAGCUGAGCUUUGAAGCCUCCAGCGCUCAGUUUGGCUUUCGAUGCAGUAACAACAAGUAUCUCGAACUCAACGGUACAGCACUCGCUUGCAACGCUGACAGCUUCGACAACUCGAAUAGCUCCGCGGCAGUGUUUCCGAGCUUCGUGGACGUGAACGCCGUGUUGGGUUUGCCCGAGUCCAUUCCGCGGCUGAGUUUGACGCAAUACCUUUUCCAUCUAAGCGCGCUCUACAUCCCAAACAACGCGAUACAAGCGCUAAGCGGUGACUAUCACGUAAGCUCCAUGGUAAUUGCCACUGUUCUGGGCGUAGCAGUCACGCGCAGCUUCCGUGGAGGUGGCGUUGGCCGCGAUCGUGGCGAUGCCAGACGCAACCCACUUCUAAGGCUUUUCGUGCACAUGUACGCUGCGCUGUUCACGAUCCUUGACUGGUUGCAGUCACUGGCGCUGCUUGCGAUACUGCCGAUCACCAUCGGAUCAAUACUCGUGGACCCCGCCAACGCGAACCUCGCGUCGUUCGCAGGGAAAUGGUGUCUCGCCGUGUUACUGGUGUGCUCCAUUCAGAGCCUCGUAUUGUGUCCGAUGCUGUUCUUCUGGGUGACACGUCGUCAGCCGUUCGGAUGGCUUCUCAAGGUGAUGCCGGCAUUGCUCUACAGCAUUUUACUGCAGUCACCGGUACUACCCUUGCCUAUUGCAACGAAAAGCGUGCUGCGCUCGCGUGAAGUCCCGCCUGCCGUAUUCGGUGCGCUUUUCCCGGUGUUGUCGGCAUGCAAUCGCCUCGCACAGGCAAUGGGGUUUCCAAUUAUUUUGCUGUGGGUGGUGGGCUAUACAGACUGUGCUCUACCGUUGAAUUUCGGCAAUAGCGCCCUGCUUUUUAGCUACGCACUCAUUGCUAGCUUCGGAGACAUCGCGUUACCGCAAUCGCACAUUGUGUACUUCAUCACUAUCUGGCGCGGCUUCUGCGACGCGGAGUACCUGCCAUCCACGCCAAUAGCCAUGAGCGGCGUUAUGCUGAUCGUUGGUAGAUUGCAAGCACUCACUAACACCGCCACCAAUCUGAUGCUGGUACGAAUGGCGGCCAGUACGGAUGAGGGUCGCAUGUAUGCGCACCACUUUGCCGUGUAGGUACCUACUGUGGGUGUGCAGUCUUCGAGAGGCUGUCGGUGGCAGCAGCAGGCUCAUUUCAAGUAUGCAGUGUCAUCGUGGACGCGAUGCGAACGCCUACCGCUACAGUCGCACGUUCUUGACCAAUCAAAAGCGAUCAGCGUUCUAUCAGCAGGCGUUGAUCAUUGGUCAAAAUAGAAAACCAAC
Molecule: messenger RNA, 2466 nt
Organism: Phytophthora infestans T30-4
Lineage: Eukaryota; Oomycota; Peronosporomycetes; Peronosporales; Peronosporaceae
Exons: 1
Coding region: 1-2280 (759 amino acids)
Cellular component (GO): membrane
Molecular function (GO): symporter activity
Source: RefSeq, a predicted model, not a curated record